AUGAAGGAUAAUACUCAUCGUAUGGAUGAAAAAUUAGAUCGUAUCAAUGACAAGAUUGAUCAAACAGCUCUCGAUACAGAACUAAAUCAUGAAACACUGAUAAAAUUAAUGCCUACACUCAUAUCGAUAGUUGGUAAUUUUAUUUGGCCGGUGACGAAUCACAAUGUUGCCGGAUUAAGAGAAAAACAACUGCAAUUACAAAAAGUCUUCAAUGAUUUGGAAGUACUACUAUCUCAUCUAAAAUCGUAUUAUACAGCUCGACGAAAACGCAGUACAUCUCCACCACCACGACUCGCUCCAUCUCAACAAUCGUCAAAAGCGUCUAACAAUACUCCGAACAAUGAAUCUGAUCAGUUUUGA
This is a messenger RNA of Rotaria sp. Silwood1, 360 nucleotides long. Lineage: Eukaryota; Metazoa; Rotifera; Eurotatoria; Philodinida; Philodinidae. The record is from the annotation of a GenBank genome assembly.